CCAUCCUCUCGCUGGUGUACAAAUCUCACUUUCUGGUGUACAAAACUCACUCUCUCUCUGAUGUAUAACUCCCACCCUCUCUCUCUGGAGUACAAAUCUCUCUCUCUCUUUCUGGUGUACAAAUCUCACUCUAUCUGGUGUACAAAUCCCUCCCUAGCGGUGUACAAAUCUCACCCUCUAUCUGGUGUACAAAUCCCACCUUCUCUGGUGUAAAAAUCCCACCCUCUCUGGUGUACAAAUCCCACUUUCUCAGGUGUACAAAACACACCCGCUCUCUCUCGUGUACAAAUCUCACUCUGUCUCGUGUACAAAUCCCACCCACUCUGUGGUGUACAAAUCCCACUCUCUCUGGUGUUCAAAUCCCACUCACUGUCUGGUGUACAAAUCUCACUCUCUCUGGUGUACAAAUCCCACACUCUCUCUGGUGUACAAAUCUCACCCUCCCUCUGGUGUACAAAUCCCACCCUCACGCUGGUGUACAAAUCUCACUCUUUCUGGUGUACAAAUCUCACUCUCUCUCUCUGGUGUACAAAUCCCACCCUCUCUGUGGUGUAUAAAUCCCACCCUGUCUCUCGUGUACAAAUCCCUCUGUCUCUCUCUGGUGUACAAUUCUGACCCUCUCUCUGGUGCACAAAGCUCACUCUCUCUGGUGUACAAAGCCCACUCACUCUCUGGUGGACAAGGCUCUCUAUCUCUUUCUGGUGCACAAAUCUCACUCGCUCUGGUGUUUAAAUCCCAGUCUCUCUCUAGUGUACAAAUCCCUCGCUCUGUCUGGUGUACAAUUCAUACCCUCUCUAUGGUAUACAAAUCUCACCCUCACUCUGGUGUACAAAUCUGACCCUCUCUCUGCUGUACAAAGCUCAAUCUCUUUCUCUGGUGUAAAAAUCUCAGUCGCUCUGGUGUUUAAAUCCCAGUCUCUCUCUCUGGUGUACAAAUCUGACCCUCUCUGGUGUACAAAUCCCACACUGUCUCUGGUGUACAAAUAUCACCCUCCCUCUGGUGUACAAAUCCCACCCUCUCGCUGGUGUACAAAUCUCACUCUUUCUGGUGUACAAAUCUCACUCUCUCUGCUGCACAAAUCCCACCCUCUCUCUGGAGUACAAAUCUCUCUCUCACUCUGGUGUACAAACCUUCACUCUCUCUCUGAUGUAUAGCUCACUCUCUCUGGAGUACAAAUCCCACCCUCUCUAGCGUACAAAUCCCACCAUCUCUGGCGUAUAAAUACCACUCUCUCACAUGUACAAAUCCCACUCUCUCUGCUGUACAAAUCCCUCCCUCUCUCUGCUACACAAAUCUCACCCCCUCUCUGGUGUACAAAUCCCACCUUCUCUCUGGUGUCCAAACCCCACUCACUCUCUGGUGUUCAAAUCCCACUCACUCUCUGGUGUACAAAUCUCUAGCUGGUGUAAAAAUCCCACACUCUCUCUGGUGUACAAAUCCCACCCUCUCUCUCAUGUACAAGUCCCACUCUCUCACUCUCUAGUGUACAAAUCUCACCCUCACAGUGUACAAAUCCCACCUUCUCUCUGGUGUACAAAUCCCACCCACUCUGGUAUACAAAUCUCACUCUCUCUCUCUGGUGUACAAAUCCCACCCACUCUGGUAUACAAAUCUCACUCUCUGUCUCUGGUGUACAAAUCCCACCCUCUCUCUCGUGUACAAAUCCCACCCACUCUGUGGUGUACAAAUCCCACCCUCUCUCUCAUGUACAAAUCCCUCUCUCUCUCUCUGGUGCACAAAGCUCACUCUCUCCGGUGUACAAAGCCCACUCACUCUCUGAUGGACGAGGCUCUCUCUCUCUUUCUGGUGCACAAAUCUCACUCGCUCUGGUGUUUAAAUCCCAGUCUCUCUCUAGUGUACAAAUCCCUCGCUCUCUCUGGUGUACAAUUCAUACCCUCUCUCUGGUAUACAAAUCUCACCCUCACUCUGGUGUACAAAUCAGACCCUCUCUCUGGUGUACAAAGCUCAAUCUCUUUCUCUGGUGUAAAAAUCUCAGUCGCUCUGGUGUUUAAAUCCCAGUCUCUCUCUGGUGUACAAAUCCCGCCCUCUCUCUGGUGUACAAAUCCCACACUCUCUCUGGUGUACAAAUCUCACUGUUUCUGGUGUACAAAUCUCACUCUCUCUCUCUGGUGUACAAAUCUCUCUCUCACUCUGGUGUACAAAUCCCACACUCUCUCUGGUGUGCAAAUCUCACCCUCCCUCUGGUGUACAAAUCCCACCCUCUCGCUGGUGUACAAAUCUCACUCUCUCUCUCUCUCUGGUGUACAAAUCUCUCUCUCACUCUGGUGUACAAACCUUCACUCUCUCUCUGAUGUAUAACUCCCACCCUCUCUCUGGUGUGCAAAUCUCACACUCUCUGGUGUACAAAUCC
Hypanus sabinus (Atlantic stingray) is the source of this 2371-nucleotide messenger RNA. RefSeq lists its product as uncharacterized. The coding region runs from base 1237 to 2319 and encodes 360 amino acids. The transcript is spliced from 2 exons. NCBI's taxonomy places the organism in Eukaryota, Metazoa, Chordata, Chondrichthyes, Myliobatiformes, Dasyatidae. The record is from RefSeq and is a predicted model, not a curated record.